Molecule: messenger RNA, 1241 nt
Organism: Actinia tenebrosa (Australian red waratah sea anemone)
Lineage: Eukaryota; Metazoa; Cnidaria; Anthozoa; Actiniaria; Actiniidae
Source: RefSeq, a predicted model, not a curated record
GUAUUUUUAUUCUUUGGUGUUGUUCUCACUCUGCCAGCUGACAUCCCUCUCUUCAUCUGGAAACAAUGCAUGUUUCAAGGUUUAUUACUCCCCGGCCCUGUUUGUUACAUCACAGCACAGGCACUAUUGAUUAUUGCAGUCGUUGUCUUCAUGGCGGUUUUGAUGAGAGAGUUUCAUCGCUUAAAAGAGGAAGCCCAGUGGAAUGUGAUUGACCAAGCCGAGUCCUACUACAACAUCACAGAAAGCAUGUAAACCAUUCAGAUCUACUAAACACUUGAAAUGCAAAUGCAGCUAUCUUACGUCAUGCAAUGAAUGAUGGGAUAGCCCAGGGCCCUCUUUCUGAUUGACCCAUGAAUUUGUGUAGGUAUUAAAAAGUAGUGAAAUAUAAAAAAAACCCGAAGGCAUUUCACGACUGUGAUACCACAGGUAUUCCAGUAAAAACACUAAUGUAUAUAUUAAUUAAUAAUAUAAUGUAAGCUGCCAUUUUAUUAAUGAAAUAUCAUCAUUAAAUAUUAAUCACAAUUAUUAUCAUAUUUUGCUGUUAGUCUAUUUCCUUAUCACAUAACUAACACAUUCUUUACUUUAAUGUCCAGUAUUUAUGAGGAACUAAUCUUUUUUUCCUAAAAAGAAUAAAAUGAUUUUCAUCUCUUGACUUUAACUUCCUUUUUAAAUACUUUUCAACAAAGCAAGCUCUUUUGGCAAUAAUUUAGACUAUAUUAUGCUGUAGCACUGGGAAGAAUGAUCUUUUGUUCGGUUGACUGCCAUGGAUGGUGGCAUCUUUCAAUCUUCUCAUAGUUCAAGAGUUUUAAAGAUGACUUUCAGAGAGGAUUCGUAAUGUGUGUAACAGGUAUCAAAGUUCACAGUAACUGUGUUCUUAAUUGUAAGUCAUGGAAUAUCAGGGUCUUCCAUACAUUGAUGAUUUACGUAUCAUGGACUGAGGCGUGAGUGAACACUUUAAAAUCAUCAUUUGUAGAGGUAUUGUUAGCCCUUUGUAAGGAAAUACAAUAGCAAGACACUAGAGUGCUCACACUAAAUCCGUGAAAAAAAUACUAAUUUUUAGCACUAAAUAGUGAUAUUUAAACAAUAGGAAACAAAGGAUUCUGUAUUAAAUAGUACUAAUUAGUACUAUUUAAUGUUCACAGUGUUAGUGCGUGCACUCUAAUGUGGUAUUGAGCUUAACCUUAUUUAAAGUCUAUAACAUUUUCUGAUUGGCCAAAAACCAAUAAACUAUUUCCCCAUGG